Molecule: messenger RNA, 1321 nt
Organism: Acipenser ruthenus (sterlet)
Lineage: Eukaryota; Metazoa; Chordata; Actinopteri; Acipenseriformes; Acipenseridae
Product: CD276 antigen homolog
Exons: 4
Coding region: 1-897 (298 amino acids)
Biological process (GO): immune response; positive regulation of T cell proliferation; T cell costimulation
Cellular component (GO): external side of plasma membrane
Source: RefSeq, a predicted model, not a curated record
AUGGCUCUGAGCACUGAGCAAGCUCUGGCACUGCUACUGAUCUUAAACAGCGCUCACCUCACAGCAGUUUAUUGUCUCUUCUCUCUCAUUCCUGUAGCUUGCCCUCCACUAGACCGUGUUGCGGUCUCUGGCUCAGCUGGGGGGAGAUCAGUGCUGCCCUGUUCUUACACCCCCACCCCUGGGCAGGAUAUAGAAGUCACAUGGCAUACAUAUCCAGAUCAGGGAGAAUCUGUUCUAUUAAUCUACAAGUCAAAGACCCACUCAGCACCGAUCCCUGCGCAGUGGAGCGGCCGAGUGAAGCUGUCUGAUGAAGUCUCCUCUGGAAACGCCUCUCUGCUAAUCUCUGAGCUCAGACUGGAGGACACUCGGUAUUACACGUGUACAGUGGGGAUCAAUGGGAUAUGUGUCACUAUCAGGGCUGUCAAUCUGACAGUUCAAGCAGAUUGCCCUUCACAAGACCCUCUUCCUGUCUCUUGCUCAGCUGGGGGGAGAGCAGUGCUGCCCUGUUCUUACACCCCCACCCCUGGGCAGGAUGUAGAAGUCACAUGGUAUACAUAUCCAGAUCAGGGAAAAGCUGUUCUAUUAAUCUACAAGUCAAAGACCCCCUCAGCACCCAUCCCUGCAGAGUGGAGAGGCCGCCUGAAGCUGUCUGAAGAAGUCUCCUCUGGAAACGCCUCUCUGCUAAUCUCUGAGCUCAGACUGCAGGACACUCGGGAUUACACAUGUACAGUGGGGAUCAAUGGGAUAUGUGUCACUAACAGGAAUGUUAAACUGACAGUUCAAGGACCUCCAAAGAGAGAUUCAACUACUGCAACAACCCAGAAAACCAGCCCAUGCCCAACCCAGCAGGGGAAUGCAGCAGCACAGAGGAGAUCGUACUGCAUGAAACCGCUUUGAUAACUGGAUUCUAAUUGGAUUGCAUGUACCUGUAUUUAGCGAGUGUUAUGAGUUAGGCGGAAGUUCAAUUAUUCCUGUGUGUUGCUGCUGCUGGUUCCCUAUGCCAGUAUAGUCCAUUGUGAAAGAGUAUUGCUGUUACUGUAACCCGCUGCAUCCUGCCUGUGCCUGCAUCUCUUCAUUUCUAUAUCAUUUUAAUAAGAGCGUUUUAGCAUUUUGAUAGAUUUCAGGUUCUAUUCAUCACUGAUAGCUAUUAGUUUAUUUUUUGUAUAACUUAGUUGUUGCUGUUUACUAUAGAUAAUUGUUAAUAACAGUUUUAUAUUAGUGAUGUGAAGACAGUUUAGUAAUUUGUUAUUGAUUUCUUAAUUUUUAUAUUAUAUUACUGAUUGAAAAAUACAUUUGUUAAUUAUUUGCUUAGUCUAACUUC